AUGAAUAGCCCUGAACAGUCAUCCCCUAUUCCAUCAAUACGUGAAUUUUCAAAUUCAUUCUCCUCCCAAGAUUCUGUACCACCAAUUGUUACACCUAAAAAACGUGGCAGAAAGGCACUUCCAAAAUCAUUGUCUUCACAAACACAACAGAUGUCUUCUUCUGACUCAGGUGUUGAGUCAUCAGCAGAAUUAGAGAAUAAUUCAAAAGAUUCAAUGUUAGCUUUACCACAGACUCAGAUAAAUAGAAAUGUAACUAUAGCAUCUCCAUCUGAUUCUGCUUCAAGUAGUGAUGAUGCCACAACAUCAUCACCAAAUCCUGGUGAAGAAUUUAUUGAAAGGCAUGGAACACCGGUAACAUCAAAUAGUCGUGAUCUCAUUAUUUGUGGUUCAUGUCAUCUACGAUUUCCUAUUAAUCGGUUUUCAACUUUCUUAGAACAUAAAAUGCACCGUUGUGAAGGUAGAAAUUCAUUGUCAGAGGAAUCCUCAUGUGAAAUGGGAGAUUCACCCGCCGAAACAAAUUACCGAUCCACAAGAGUUAAACGUUCACUUUUUGAUCUUGAUGGGAGAUGCGGGCGAUCUUUAUCAGCAAAUCCGAUUAAAGCUAAUGCUUCUACGGACACGAUAGAUUUGCCAAUAGUUAACAAAUUACCAUUUUCUUCUGGUCUUGUAACAUGUCAACAGUGUAAGCAAACUUGCAAUAAUGUUACAUCAUUACUACAACAAGUAGAACCUGCUCAAAAUAUGUUAAUUCAAAAACCAACACCAAUGAUUGCUUCAAAUGGGGGAACAUUGAAAGGAAUAAAUGGAAAUAAAUCUGCAUUUAGUUUAUCAAACUUUUGUUCAGAAAGAUUAAAAGAAAUUGCUGAGAAGGUUGGAGAUUCAUCUAUGGAUACCUCUUCAAUGUUAUCACCUAGAUUACAAAAUUUAACGAUGAAUGUUAAUAUAGAUCGUAAAGAUUCAAUAUUAUUUAAUAAUUUCAAUGUUUUACAAAAUGGACAACAACAACAACAACAGGAAGAAGAUAAUUCACUGGCUGCAGCUGCUGCUGCAUUUAUUUCAGGAUCUCAAUUACAAAAUACUCCACCAAGUGCUCUUGCUCAGGUAGCUACACUUGCUGCUGCAUUAAAUAAUUCAUCAACACCAGUAUCCUCAUCAAUUGGUAAUACAGGAGUUAAUACCUCAUCAAAUUCAAAUGGAAUAUCAGGAAUGUUUAUGCAAAAUAAUGUUCUCUCUGCUAUGCAAGAUUAUUAUAGUUCAUUAGGUAAUCCUGCAGCAUCUCUAUUUAACUUACAAAAUACAGUUCUUGGAAACUCAGGAGUCUCAUCUGUAACAAAUAAUCAAAAUAUAGUAAAUAAUUCAAAUUUUCUUGAUUCAUCAAAUUUAGGUAAUAAUAUGAAUCAAAAUGAUGAACAAAAAAAGAUGAAUACAAUGUCAAUGGCAGCUCAACUUGUAUUAGGUGGUGGUGGUGGUAAUAAUAAUAAUAAUGGAACAAAUAUAAGACAAAAUUCAAUGUUAAAUGUUAAUCCAAAUCUUCCAUUAACAUCAAAUAAUGGUAAUACACUACAAUCAUGUAAUAAUAAUCAAACAUUACAAGGUAUAACACAAGUUUCUGCUGUAAAUCCAAGACGAAGAACAUCACCAAGUGAAUGUUUGAUUAAAAAUACAGAUAGAGUAUCAGCAUCAAAAAUAUCAAAAAUAUCACCAUUAAAAGGUGAAAAUGGUAUAGUUGAUAAGGAAGAAUUAGCUGAACCAGCAGCACGUAGAGAUCCAAAAACUAAAAAAGAUAGAUGUGUAUAUUGUUGCAAGUUAUUUACAAAUAGAUCAAAUUUAAUUGUUCAUCUUCGAAGUCAUACAGGUGAAAAACCAUAUAAAUGUCAAUUAUGUCCAUAUGCUUGUGCUCAAAGUAGUAAAUUAACAAGGCAUAUGCGUACACAUGGACAACAAGGAAAAGAAACAUAUCAUUGUUAUAUCUGUAACAUGCCAUUUUCAGUACAUUCAACAUUAGAAAAACAUAUGAGAAAAUGUGUUGUUGUUAAUCAUAAUCUUCUUAAAAAUAAUACUCCAGGAUGUGGUAUAAAACAAGAAGAAAUUACAAAAGUUUCUCUUACAUCUGGUCCUGUUGGUGAUAAUAAUAAUUUAUUGUCAUUUACCAAAUCUACAAAUACAUUAAAACCUCAAACAGCACCAUUAAAUAAUAAUAAUCCACCAGCUUUACCAAAUAAUAUUACUCAAUCAAAUCAAAUGGUUAUGAAUUGGUUAAAGGCUUUAAAUGUUAAUCCAACACCAACAACAACCUCAACAUUAAAUAAUUCUACUGAUGUUGGAGAUAUUUCAAUGAAUGAUAUUGGAGCUGAGGAAGAUUUAGUUGGUGUUACAGAGGCAUCUGAACUAUUAGUCAAAACAUUGACAUCAAAUAUUAAAAAUGAAAUUGCAACAUAA
Messenger RNA from Strongyloides ratti, 2439 nucleotides. Its product is annotated as Zinc finger protein 296. The record is from RefSeq and is a predicted model, not a curated record. Gene Ontology annotation, cellular component: nucleus. The transcript has 4 exons. Gene Ontology annotation, molecular function: DNA-binding transcription factor activity; RNA polymerase II cis-regulatory region sequence-specific DNA binding. NCBI's taxonomy places the organism in Eukaryota, Metazoa, Nematoda, Chromadorea, Rhabditida, Strongyloididae. Gene Ontology annotation, biological process: regulation of transcription by RNA polymerase II. The coding region runs from base 1 to 2439 and encodes 812 amino acids.